AUGGAUUUAGUCAAAUUCCUUGUCUUCGAGGAAUUUGUACUCAAAAGUGAACGACUCCUUUUUGCGUUGAGACCAUUUCUCGAAAUCGAAAUACACUAUAAUAUUGUUCCCGGUAUUCCAUAUCAACUAACCUCAUUAACGGAAUUCGUCGGUGGUGGUACAGGGACUGUUUUUCCUGUUAUUAUCGGCGACGGUGCAGCUGGUUGGGCAAGAGAUGGAGCCGGAGAACUAACAGAUACAGGUGUUGAAGGCACAGGAGUAGUGGUGGAUCGUCCUGCUGCCACAGAGUUAUAUGGAAUCCCAGGAGGUGGUGGCGCUGUCGAGGCUGAAUUCAAGUAUUUAAUGUCUGUCUUUGCAAGUUCCCCUCUAUCUCUUUCACACCCUUAG
Molecule: messenger RNA, 387 nt
Organism: Caenorhabditis remanei
Lineage: Eukaryota; Metazoa; Nematoda; Chromadorea; Rhabditida; Rhabditidae
Exons: 2
Coding region: 1-387 (128 amino acids)
Source: RefSeq, a predicted model, not a curated record